AACUUUUUUUUUUUCUUCUUCUUCUUCUUCGUCUUGUUGGCGACGAAGCUUUGCGGUAUUUUUAGUCGAAGCGCAAAGCCGCCGCGGCAGCGUUUCUGCGCUCGCCCGCCGAAUUCUUUUCCGUGAAAGGAGCCUCCGAGGGGCAGAUUUAAUUUCCCGUCAUUCGCUCGGGCGACAUUUGACCCCCAGCUGCUAUAAAGGCCAAAGUUCGCCGCAAAUAGAGCCGUCGGCCCGGGGCGGCGCGGAAACUUCUUGCCAGUCUUCUAAUUCUUUCUUCUUCUUCUUCUUCUUCUUCUUCAGCUCGCAGCCUUAAAGCGACGCCAUCAUGUCCCACGACAAAAAGAUGAGUUCCAGCCGCCGGCACCACUUGAAGAGUUUGAUCCUGUCGAUCGGCGCCAAGUGGAUCCAGCAGGAGAAGAGAGAAGUGGAGGAGGCCAAGCAGAACUACUUGGCCGAGACCUGCACCAGGCCCAGCCUCGGCGGGGACCAGGCCGCGCUCAUGGACACGUGCAGGAAGUUGAACGCCCUCAUCGAGAAAGUGGACGAGGAGAGGUACGACCUGUCCGUCAAAGUGGGCAAAGCUGACAAGGAGAUCGAGGACCUGAAGAUCAAAGUCAUCGACCUGGCGGGCGUCAAGAAGCCGGCGCUGAAGAAGGUUCGCAUGUCGGCCGACGCCAUGCUCAAAGCGCUGCUGGGCUCCAAGCACACCGUCAACAUGGAGCUGCGGGCCAACCUCAGGCAGGUCAAGAAGGAGGUCAAGGAGGAGCCGGCGGAGGCGGUGGGCGACUGGCGAAAGAACAUCGAGGACAAAGCGGACAGGAAGAAGAUGUUCGAGUCGGCCUAAAAAAAAAAAAAAAAAAAAGGAUUUGGCCCACCAACAAAUAUGUUUUGCUUGUUUCAUUAAAAAAAAAAAAAAAUUUUUGUCCAAGUAAAACUUUC
This is a messenger RNA of Syngnathoides biaculeatus (alligator pipefish), 939 nucleotides long. RefSeq names its product troponin I, fast skeletal muscle-like. Bases 326 to 844 code for a protein of 172 amino acids. The transcript has 6 exons. The record is from RefSeq and is a predicted model, not a curated record. Gene Ontology annotation, cellular component: troponin complex. NCBI's taxonomy places the organism in Eukaryota, Metazoa, Chordata, Actinopteri, Syngnathiformes, Syngnathidae. Gene Ontology annotation, biological process: muscle contraction.